Molecule: messenger RNA, 555 nt
Organism: Olea europaea var. sylvestris
Lineage: Eukaryota; Viridiplantae; Streptophyta; Magnoliopsida; Lamiales; Oleaceae
Exons: 1
Coding region: 1-555 (184 amino acids)
Source: RefSeq, a predicted model, not a curated record
AUGGAGAUCAAGGAUAUGAAGGAACUCAAAUGGCCUACCAGAAUGAGGUCACCACCCGAAUCCAGGGACAUGAACACGUACUGUGAGUUCCAUCGGGAUCAUGGGCAUACCACGGAAAACUGUAAGGCCCUGCAACGGGAAAUUGAAGCCCUUAUUAAAAGAGGACUCCUGAGUUCCUACGUCGAUAAUGACAAAUGCCCGAGGAAUGAUUGUGGUAAGGAAAGAGCCCCUGAAGCAAAAAGGGAUGGUCAACCCACUGCUGGUACCAUCAAUAUCAUCAUUGGGGGUAUUGCCUCGGGAGGAGACUCGAACAGUGGAAGAAAACAAUAUGCCCGACAAUAUACCUUGGCCUCUGGGAUGCCUCAUGGAAAGCUGGAGGAUAUUACUUUUGGAACCAGGGACUUGGAAGGUGUAUCACUUCCACAUGAUGAUGCCUUGGUCAUCUCAGUGAUUGUGGCCAAUUUUGAAGUAAAGAGAAUCUUGGUUGACAACGGGAGUGCGGCCAAUAUACUUUCACAAGAGGCUUUUGCCAAAAUGGAAAUCUCAGCUCAGUAG